GUUACGUCAAACCAAAGAAUAACAUAUGGUUUAAAUAAGACUGUGGUUACCAUGUAUAUACAACAUAAAUAUACAAUUUAUAUAUAUCAGACAGAGACGCAAUGAUGGAGAGUUUCACCGGAGAUGCAGCGGCGGAGAGCUUCAAUGAUGGAACUGCAGAGGCGGAGAGCUUCACCCGAGUUGCAGCGGCGGAGAGCUUCACCGCAGAUGCAGCGGCGGAGAGAUUCACUGGAGACGGAGAUGCAGAGGGGGAAAGCUUGACCUGAGAUGCAGAGGCCGAGAGGCCCUAGCUUGUAUCAUCAACUUGAACAAUCCUUCGAGUCUUUCUUCAAGCUCUUUCAUGGCUGCCUCUACUCUUCCAUGACAGGCUUCUUUAAUGGCGAGGCACGGCGCCAGCUCCGGGAUCUCGUCUCAUUCUCGCCGAUUCUCCACGGCGGUGAACCCCAUCAACAUAAGCUUACGUUCGAAACAACUAAUUCAGCUCGGACGCAUCAACAAUCCCGAUACCUUUCCAGAGAUCACUCAUCAGAAAGAACUCCAAGCGUCAUCGCUCACCUCGAAGCUCGACGACUGCACCGGCCUCCACCAAAUCAAACAAGUCCACGCUCACGUUAUCCGACAAGGACACGACCAAAGCUGCUACAUCAUCACCAAGCUAAUCCGCACGCUCACCAGGCUCGGCGUCCCCAUGGAUCCCUACCCUCGCCGCGUGAUGGAGCUUGUUCAGUUCCGCAACCCCUUCCUCUGGACCGCCGUGAUUCGCGGCUACGCGGUUCAAGGUAACCUGUCGGAAGCCGUUUCUAUGUAUGGAUGCAUGAGGAAAGAAGGGAUCACUCCUGCUUCUUUCACUUUCUCUGCUCUUUUGAAAGCUUGCGGUUCGGUCGGAGAUUUGAGUUUAGGUCGGCAGUUUCACGCGCAGACCUUUCGACUCAGUGGGUUCUGUUCUGUAUACGUUGGCAACACAAUGAUCGAUCUGUAUGUGAAAUGCGGGUCUAUGGAAUGUGCACGUAAGGUGUUCGAUGAAAUGCCUGAACGGGACGUGAUAUCGUGGACUGAGCUUAUAGCAGUGUAUGCGAAAGCUGGGGAUAUGGACUCCGCAGCGGAGCUGUUUGAAAACUUGCCGAAGAAGGAUAUUGUGGCUUGGACAGCUAUGGUUACGGGGUUUGUGCAGAACGCUAAACCUCAGGAAGCGUUAGAGUAUUUCCAUAGAAUGGAGAUGUCAGGAGUUUUACCUGAUGAAGUUGCUGUCGUCGGGUUUAUAUCGGCUUGUGCGCAGCUUGGAGCAAGCAAAUACGCGGACCGGGCUGUCGAAAUCGCUUUAAAAUCUGGUUAUUCUCCUAGUGGUCACGUUGUUAUAGGCUCUGCGUUGAUAGAUAUGUACUCAAAAUGUGGAGAUGUAGAAGAAGCAGUAAAUGUGUUUGAGUCGAUGAACAACAAGAAUGUUUUCUCUUACAGUUCUAUGAUCCUUGGUCUCGCUAUGCACGGGCGUGCUCGCGAGGCUUUGGAUCUGUUCCAUUACAUGGUAAAACAGACCACGAUAAAACCAAACACGGUUACUUUCGUUGGUGUGCUUACGGCUUGUAGCCACGCAGGACUUGUAGACCAAGGGCGUCAAAUAUUCGCGUCUAUGCAUCAAACAUUCGGCGUUGAACCAACGUGUGACCUCUAUACCUGUAUGGUCGAUCUUCUAGGCCGUGCAGGAAGGUUGCAAGAAGCUCUUGAAGUGAUUAAAACAAUGUCCGUGGAGCCACACGGAGGUGUGUGGGGUGCGUUGCUCGGCGCCUGCAAGAUCCACAAGGAUCCUGACGUUGCGGAGAUCGCUGCAAAACAUUUGUUUGAGAUUGAACCAGAUGUUAUCGGUAACUAUAUCUUGCUAUGUAAUGUAUACGCUUCAGCUGGUGACUGGGAAGGUGUUUUAAGCGUGCGGAAACUGAUUAAAGAAAAGGGUUUGAAGAAGACACCAGCGGUUAGCUGGGUUGUGGAUGAGAAUGGUCAGACGCACAAGUUUUUCCCGGGAAAUAUGAACCAUCCGAUGUCGGAUAAGAUUCAAGAGACGUUAGAAGAGCUUGUACAGAGAUUAACUGUUCUAGGUUAUGAACCGGAUUUGAGCUCCGUUCCCUACAAUGCGAGUGAUGAUGAGAAGAGGUCGAUACUGAUUUGUCACACUGAGAAGCUGGCUUUAGCGUUCUCCUUGCUCACUACGAGCAGAGAUUGUGAGAUAAAGAUAAUGAAGAAUCUGAGGAUGUGUCAAGAUUGUCACACGUUUAUGCGUUUGGCGUCGGAGGUCACAGGGAGGGUUAUUAUAAUGAGGGAUAAUAUGAGAUUCCAUCACUUUAGGAGUGGAGCUUGUUCCUGUGGUGAUUUUUGGUGAGAGUCGAGGUUAUACUAGACCA
Messenger RNA from Brassica oleracea var. oleracea, 2393 nucleotides. RefSeq names its product pentatricopeptide repeat-containing protein At5g44230. The coding region runs from base 377 to 2371 and encodes 664 amino acids. Lineage: Eukaryota; Viridiplantae; Streptophyta; Magnoliopsida; Brassicales; Brassicaceae. The transcript has 2 exons. Gene Ontology annotation, molecular function: zinc ion binding; RNA binding; protein binding. Gene Ontology annotation, biological process: RNA modification. The record is from RefSeq and is a predicted model, not a curated record.